Aplysia californica (California sea hare) is the source of this 3885-nucleotide messenger RNA. RefSeq names its product protein white. Gene Ontology annotation, cellular component: plasma membrane. Lineage: Eukaryota; Metazoa; Mollusca; Gastropoda; Aplysiida; Aplysiidae. Gene Ontology annotation, biological process: transmembrane transport. Gene Ontology annotation, molecular function: ABC-type transporter activity; ATP hydrolysis activity; ATP binding. The record is from RefSeq and is a predicted model, not a curated record. The coding region runs from base 949 to 3030 and encodes 693 amino acids. The transcript has 22 exons.
GAAUGUACCUAAGACAUGUACUAGGAACUGUAGGCAGUUAGGUAUAUUUGUUAUGACGCGGAGUUUCCGAGGCUAUAUUACAAUGUAUAAUCAAAAUUGUGUGCAGCAUACAGGUAACAUCAUCAGGAUCACGGUUGGAAGGAGCGAGGAGGAUGCUGCCUUCAAUAUUACUAGAUUUGACCAUGCUGGCGAUAAUAAGGAAAACAUCUUCAAGAAAUAAGAAUUAGUCAUAGAGUUAACUUCUCUAGAAUUGUUUAAAAGGUACCACCAAAUACAUGCAGACGAUAUUAUGAUGCGGUCAUGUCAUGGUUGUCGCCAUGUUGAUAAAAAACAAAACAAAAACAAAACAAAAGCAAAACAGAAACACAGUAAACAAAAUGAAUACCGCAACUUAAAAGUUAAUGUUUCUUAACCGUCAUGUCACGCUUGAGAGGGUUAAGUUCAAGACGUGUUUUCACAACUCAGGGCCCCGAAACCUUAUCAUAAACGCCCUGAAUAGGUACAUGUCAUUCGUAGGUUUGGUUUGGCAGACAGAAAGCUAAAUAUAGGAAAUCUGGACCUUACGUUUAUGUUGUUUUCAUCUCUCAGAUUUAGCAAAUCUGGACCUCUCUCUCCUUUCUAUUGCUGUUACGUCUUUACUUAUAUAACAGUUCAUGGUUAUUUUCACCAUGUUACAUAUUUUACACCUUGAAUCAGUGCUGUCACACUGGACAAAAAUAAAAUGUAAAGUUUGUGACAACUGCUUGUGUCAAACUUUAAUCGUUAUGAAACGAUCGCUCAAUGAAAACUGGAGCGUGAGUCCCAGAAUGUACGGUUGUUUGAGCGGGAAAAUGUUGGGGGUUAUCUCCACGCCAUACUGUUAAAUACUGGUGCAGGGUGCAGUCGGUCGCAUUGAAACAGUGAAACCGCCCUGGCUUUGAAGGCAGACUUUCCGUCUGAAGGUGUACAAUGGCAGACAGUGAAAAGACACCAUUGUUGGCGUCCCAGGACAACGGUUCUUCGGCGCAGUAUUCUAUAGGAGAUGUGUCAAAUGUACUGGGUGGCAGGGGCUACACUGAGAAUGGGAACCAGGCAAGUGAGAACAAUUGUAAAGUGACUGUGGCCCGUUCUCAAAGCACCAGUGGCGUGGAUCCCUCUCUACAGAUCGCUCUCAGCUGGCACGGGGUGAACGUCUCUGUGGACAUCCCUGGAAAGAAAGCAGGCUGUUGUGGAGGGGGGGAAGUGGUCCCACCUGAAACCAAGGAAAUUCUUAGAGAUGUUACCGGCAUCGCAAAACCUGGCAGCUUAUUAGCUAUCAUGGGAGCCAGUGGUGCCGGAAAAUCCACCCUGCUCAACGUGUUGACACAAAGAAAUAUCAAAGGCUACAAUGUGACUGGCGAUAUACGACUCAAUGGCUGGAACAUGGGAGAAGGAAUCCGCCAUGUGUCAGCCUACGUCCAGCAAGACGACCUGUUCAUCGGGACACUUACCGUGAGGGAACAACUGCAGUUCAGGGCACUGUUGCGAAUGGACAGACGGUUGGACAAGCGAGCUCGAUUGGGAAGAGUGGAGGACGUCAUUACUGAGAUGGGUCUCACGAAGUGCGCUGACACUCGCAUAGGUGCUGCAGGGGGUACCAAUAAAGGUAUCUCUGGUGGUGAGAGGAAGCGACUGUCCUUCGCCUCUGAGGCAUUGACCAACCCACCCAUCUUCUUCUGUGACGAACCGACCUCAGGCCUAGACACCUUCAUGGCCCAGAACAUCGUGCAGACACUGCAGAAAAUGGCCUCCAGAGGACGAGCGAUUCUAUGCACCAUUCACCAGCCUUCAUCGGAGCUGUAUAGUAUGUUUAAUCAGAUUCUUCUCUUGGCUGAAGGCAGGACAGCGUUCCUGGGGGAGCCGAAUGCAGCGAUGGAGUUCUUUGAAAAGAUGCAGAGUCCAUGUCCCCGAAACUUCAAUCCUGCAGACCACUACAUCCUCACGCUUGCUAUUGUUCCUGGCAAGGAGGAAGAAUGUCGGGAGAGAACAAGGGCCAUCUGCGACGCAUUCUCGGACUCGGAGGGAGCCGCACAGAUAACUGAAGAAGUUAGAGACCUGGAGGAGAGGGCGAGAACCAUCAGACAUGAUCCUAUUUUGGACGAAGCAUCUGCUGGGGAGUCCAGAUACGCGUCUUCUUGGUUCACCCAGUUCCGAUACCUGUUCUGGAGAAGUUGGAUUAACACUUUCAGAGACGUCAUUCUGUUUCGUGUUAGGAUCAUGCAAACAUUUACGGUAGCAGUGAUCCUGGGACUCGUUUACCUGCAGCUAGACAUCAGCCAGAAAGGUGUCCAGGACAUCAACGGCGCCAUCUUUCUUCUCAUCACCAACACGUCUUUCUCCAACAUGUUUGCAGUCGUCAAUUCGUUUCCCUUGGAGCUUGGCAUCUUCAUUCGAGAGUACGGGACGGGCUUGUACAGAGUCGAUACCUACUACCUCACAAAGACAUUUUCUGAGAUGCCGUUGUUUAUUGUGAUCAGCGUGAUUUUCACAGCAGUGACAUAUUGGAUGAUGGGUCUUCAUGAGACCCUUAACGCUUUUCUGGUGGCCACUGCAGUCCUUCUGCUCACAGCUAACAUAGCCGUAUCCUUAGGCUAUCUCAUCUCCACGGCCUGUGGAUCAGUGACCAUUGCCCUGGCAGUGGCGCCACCGCUACUCAUCCCCUUCAUGCUCUUUGGAGGGCUCUUUGUCAACAACGACAACAUCCCCGUGUACUUCAUAUGGCUGGAAUACUUGUCUUGGUUCAAGUUCUCCAACGAGGUGUUAGUGAUAAACCAGUGGCAAGACAUUGACUACAUCCCUUGCCCUAAUCAGACAGUACCCACCAACGCUACUGCAAUCCCUCCAUUUGGUCCACGUUGCGCGUUCAGAUCUGGGGAUGACGUCAUCAACUAUUUGAGCUUUGAUAAGGAUAAUGUCUGGCGAGAUAUCGGAAUCAUGUUUGCUUUGAUGGUUGGCUUCCGCAUCUUGUCCUUUCUUGUUCUUGUCUUGAGAGCCAAGAGAUCAAAAGGUUAAAGGUCAACUUAAAGACAACAAGCCACACUGAAUAUUGUUUUAACUAAAGUUGUUGCACAAGUAUACAAAUGUGUACAUUACUGUUAAAUCUUUGCUAUGGAUUAUUUCUUUGAUGAAGCCAUACUACAUUGCUACAUUAAGUAUUACAGGAGUACUAAAUUAGCUGUUUUGUUUUCUUAUCUUUAUAGUACACGUAGCUAGAAGAAUCUUAUAUGUUCACAAUUUUUUAUUUAUUGGUUGUACUCCUCUGAGUAUUAAGAGUUUGAUGAUUUUAAUAAUUCGGAUGGUGCAUAGGCCAUCUGCAAAUCUCAAUGGGAUGUCUUGACAAAACAUAAAUACCUUUCUUUAAAAGUAUGUUAUAUAUAUAACAUAGAAUUGUGCGAAAAAGUGGAGAAAAGCUAUUCGACAAUCGUGUCUAUUCUAGAGAGCGGUAUUGUUUACUUCAAUUGUCGAUGGGCCCCACAAACCUUCAUACCAAUGCAUUUUUUGUUAUAUGUAACAGUGUACAGUAUCUGAAUGUGCAAUGUCUUUGUUGGUAAAAGGAAUAAAGCGGGCAGUUUUUUUUAAACAAAGGAGUAACAUAUUCAUGGCUGAAUUUACUCAAAUGUAAUAUUAUACACUCCCUUGCUAUGUAUCUUUUCUGAACGUUUUAAUUAGGCCUUGACAACCUUAACAUCACACGUUUUAAAUGCCAAAACUGAAGUGUGCUAAAAGUGGAUUUGAUAAUGAUUAAAUAUACUUUGUUAAAUAUCUCCGGAGAGACUGUUGAAACGUUACAAUUUUUAACGUUAUUUAUUUGAUAUAUGGAUUAUGUUUCAUUGUUCACGUGAAUAUAACUGCAUGCAUUGUUCUUUA